GUCUCUUUGUAUUUGCCUGUAACUGGUGGUGCAGCGUGUGGCUCUACUUAAAUAUCAGAGACCUAGCCUACAAUGACCUACAUUUCUUUGUCCAUAUCCUCUUUGUAAACAUUGAAACUUCAAGCUCCUUCUAAUGUUCGAGUCAACCGAAAAGAAGCGCACGCCAAACAAUGGCCAAGGUCAGGGCACCGGCGCCAACUCUCCGAGCAGCUCUUCAACCCACUCGGGCGAUACCACCGACUCCGCCCGCUCGGCGACUCGACGCAAUGCCGACGACGCUGCCCUUGAUCGGUGUUCUACACAUCACUCGAUGGGGCCGGAUAUGCCGGUUGAAACGAUAAGCUCCGUCGUUGAAGUCCCCGACGAAGUAUACGACCGGCUACCACCACACCGGAAACUAAUCAUUGUUUGCUUGCUGUCGUUCUGCUCACUCUUAGCACCGAUUUCUAGCACUACCGUACUAGCCGCAACACCAGAGGUCGCAGCUGAAUUCGAUACUACCGGGUCCAUCAUCAACCUCGUCAACGCCCUAUACAUGCUUUUCAUGGGAAUCUCGCCUAUAUUUUGGGGCCCUUUGAGUCAGGUGUAUGGUAGGAGGCCGAUUACCCUUAUAACAGCUGUGGGGUUCCUUGCCUGUAGCAUAGGCACUGCACUGUCCCCAAACCUAGGGGCUUUCUGGGCAUUCCGUCUCCUCACUGCAUUCGAAGGCACGUCAUUCAUCUUGGUCGGUGCCUCUGUCAUUGGUGACAUAUACCGCCCAACGGAAAGGGGGACAGCCACCGGCGUGUUCAUGGGAGGCACACUCAUUGGCCCGGCCAUUGGGCCGGUGUGUGGUGGUGUCAUUGUGACUUACGCAUCGUGGCGGGCGAUCUUCUGGCUACAGACGGGGCUAGCAGGAGUUGCGUUAGUUGGGUCAUACUUUCUGCUGCCCGAGACUAUUUACCACAAGAAAAUCGACGAUUUGGUGGGCUACAGUGGCACGGCAAAGGUGAAUGUUCUACUCGGCAUGAUCAACCCUUGGCGCGUAAUACAAUUGUGGGAGUAUCCAAACUUGCUUCUCACGGGCCUGGCGAGCGCGUCCUUGGUAUGGAACAUGUACUCACUGCUUACGCCCAUCCGCUACGUGUUGAAUCCUAGAUUUCACCUCACGACGCCGCUGCAGGGUGGCCUGUUCUACCUCGCUCCCGGAUGUGGAUAUCUCCUUGGCACAUUCGUCGGGGGACGGUACGCCGACCACAUUGUUAAGAAAUACAUCAAGAAGCGCGGGAUUCGCAUACCCGAAGACCGACUGUAUUCCGCCCUACCCUUCACGGGUAUCGUCAUCCCCACCUGUGUCCUGAUAUACGGCUGGUGCGUGGAGAAGAACGUUGGCGGCAUCCCGCUGACAGUCGUGGCUCUGUUCCUGCAAGGCAUAGCGCAACUAUUUGCCUUCCCGUCGCUCAACACGUACUGCCUAGACGUGAUGCCGGGCCAUGGGGCAGAGGUGAUUGCGGGGAACUACGCAAUACGCUACUUGCUCGCCUGCGCCGGUAUGGCCGUGGUUCUCCCGGCUAUCGACGGCAUCGGCGUAGGCUGGUUCUCGACCGUCAGCGCGCUGUUCGUCUUCUCGGGCGCAGUCUGCACGUACGCGUCCAUCCGGUGGGGCAGGAAAUGGCGACGCAAUAUAGACGCCAAGAGAAGAAAAAGGACGGCAAGGAGGAGGAUGAGGAUGCAGGAGAAGCACGAUGGAGAUCUGGCCGGUGACGAUACCGCGCGCGAUCACCCGCAGAACACUACUGCGAUGGAGGAGGGUCCGGCUCAUGCCGCCACCCAGGGAGAAAGAGGGCUGACGACGCCUGGGGCUCGGGAAAAGGAAGAAGAGGUCUGACGCGAUGCGUGUCCUCUCUUUCUCUUUCCCUUUUCCUCUCCCCCUCGCUCGGCAUACAUACAUGCAUACUAGGGCGGUAGGCAUACGUAGGCGCAAGCCAACGAAAUCGAAAUCCCGCAAAUAGAGUUUCCCAGGAAAGAAAGUAGGGAAACUCUUUCGGGGAUGCUCGAGCCCAG
Messenger RNA from Hypoxylon fragiforme, 2043 nucleotides. RefSeq names its product MFS general substrate transporter. Gene Ontology annotation, biological process: transmembrane transport. The transcript is spliced from 3 exons. Gene Ontology annotation, molecular function: transmembrane transporter activity. Bases 134 to 1867 code for a protein of 577 amino acids. The record is from RefSeq and is a predicted model, not a curated record. NCBI's taxonomy places the organism in Eukaryota, Fungi, Ascomycota, Sordariomycetes, Xylariales, Hypoxylaceae.